Dovyalis caffra is the source of this 1059-nucleotide messenger RNA. The record is from the annotation of a GenBank genome assembly. NCBI's taxonomy places the organism in Eukaryota, Viridiplantae, Streptophyta, Magnoliopsida, Malpighiales, Salicaceae.
AUGGGUCCUUUAGCGUUGGCCGUUGAUGCAAAAACCUCUUCCAAACCCUCUUUCGAUGCAACCACUAUGAAAAUGCAAAAAUGUUCUAAGCCUUUUGCAUCAAUCAAUGCUAAAGAAGAUACACCAUUUGAUUUCUUGCGUAUUUUAUUGGAGGGAGUUAUAGCAGGAGGUACAGCUGGUUUUGUUGUUGAAACUGCGUUGUAUCCUAUUGAUACCAUAAAGACAAGGCUUCAGGCAGCGGCUCGUGGUGGUGGAAAAAUACUGUGGAAGGGUCUUUAUUCUGGAUUGGCUGGAAAUCUAGCUGGUGUCUUACCAGCUUCUGCAUUAUUUGUUGGAGUAUAUGAGCCUACCAAGCAGAAAUUGCUGAAGAUGUUUCCUGAAAAUCUUAGUGCUGUAGCUCAUCUGACUGCAGGUGCCGUGGGAGGGAUUGCUGCUUCUCUCAUUCGUGUUCCAACAGAGGUCGUUAAGCAAAGGAUGCAGACGGGCCAAUUCACCUCAGCCCCUGAUGCUGUCCGGCUUAUUGUCUCCAAGGAAGGUUUUAAGGGUUUUUAUGCGGGAUAUGGAUCUUUCUUGCUGCGUGAUUUGCCAUUUGAUGCAAUUCAAUUCUGCAUCUAUGAGCAGCUACGGAUUGGUUAUAGAGUGGCGGCACGAAGAGAGUUGAACGAUCCUGAGAAUGCAAUGAUUGGUGCUUUUGCUGCUCCUGAUUGGCAUGGGUUGAGAUGGAAAACUGCUGGUGAACGGUGCACUAACUGGAGCCAUAACCACCCCCUUGAUGUGAUCAAGACAAGGUUAAUGGUUCAGGGAUCAGCUAACCAGUACAAAGGCAUCGUUGACUGUGUUUCAAGUGUUGUAAGGGAAGAAGGACCCACUGCUCUUCUAAAGGAGAGAGGAGAUAUUGUGGUUAGAAAUGAGCGCUGGUAUAGGCCCGAGAGUACUGUGGAUAGGCAUUGGCGGUUCCAUCUUCUUUGGUGUCUUGGAAAGCACAAAGCGAUUGCUUGCGGAGAGGCGUCCAAUAUCCAACCUACACCAAAACCCAAAGCAGGAUUAAUUGAAGUUUAA